Erinaceus europaeus (western European hedgehog) is the source of this 3626-nucleotide messenger RNA. RefSeq names its product SEC14 and spectrin domain containing 1 (gene SESTD1). The transcript has 18 exons. NCBI's taxonomy places the organism in Eukaryota, Metazoa, Chordata, Mammalia, Eulipotyphla, Erinaceidae. Bases 326 to 2416 code for a protein of 696 amino acids. The record is from RefSeq and is a predicted model, not a curated record.
GUGGGGUCCCCGCGCCACGGCCACCCGAGUGCGCGGGGUCGCGCUUCUCGCUUCUGGCCGCGGGUGCCGGAAGGUCCCCGGGCCGGAGCGCCGCCGCCCCCCGCUUGACGCGUCGAGGGGCCGGGACGCGAUUUGCCGCAAACGACUGGAGCAGCGGUGGCCGCCGCCCGGGCCCGCUCCGCCCCCUGCCCGCCUUCCUCCCGCCUCGUCCUCUGCCUCCGCCUGCGCCUCCUCGCGUCCCCGCGUCCUCCCCACCGCCCGGAGCCGCCGGCCGCCUGCGCCAGCACCGACCAGGUGAGUUAGUGAGGAAGUUUACUGGACAGCAAUGGAAGCCUCAGUAAUACUACCCAUUCUGAAGAAAAAGCUAGCUUUCCUUUCAGGAGGAAAGGACCGACGAAGUGGCCUCAUUCUGACCAUCCCACUAUGCCUUGAACAGACAAAUAUGGAUGAAUUGAGUGUCACAUUAGACUACCUACUCAGCAUCCCAAGUGAAAAGUGUAAGGCCAGAGGAUUCACCGUAAUUGUGGACGGCAGAAAAUCACAGUGGAACGUGGUGAAAACAGUCGUCUUAAUGCUACAGAAUGUUGUUCCAGCUGAAGUGUCCCUUGUUUGUGUUGUGAAGCCAGAUGAGUUCUGGGAUAAGAAAGUGACACAUUUCUGUUUUUGGAAAGAAAAAGAUAGACUUGGCUUUGAGGUUAUUUUAGUGUCUGCCAAUAAAUUGACUCGUUAUAUAGAACCAUGCCAAUUAACAGAAGAUUUUGGUGGGAGUCUGACCUAUGAUCACAUGGACUGGCUAAACAAGAGACUGGUUUUUGAGAAGUUUACGAAGGAGUCUACAUCUUUACUAGAUGAACUUGCUUUGAUUAACAAUGGAAGUGAAAAAGGAGAUCAGCAAGAGAAAGAAAGGUCCGUGGAUCUAAAUUUCCUUCCAUCAGUUGAUCCGGAAACAGUUCUUCAGACAGGGCAUGAAUUGUUAUCCGAAUUACAGCAGCGUCGAUUUAAUGGCUCCGACGGAGGGGUCUCAUGGUCUCCUAUGGACGAUGAACUGCUAGCACAGCCGCAGGUCAUGAGAUUAUUAGACUCACUGCGAGAACAAUAUACCCGCUACCAGGAAGUUUGUAGGCAGCGAAGUAAGCGGACACAGUUAGAAGAGAUUCAGCAGAAGGUAAUGCAGGUUGUGAACUGGCUUGAAGGGCCCGGAUCAGAACAACUAAGAGCCCAGUGGGGCAUCGGAGACUCCAUUAGGGCUUCUCAGGCCUUACAACAGAAGCAUGAAGAGAUUGAGAGCCAGCACAGUGAAUGGUUUGCAGUAUAUGUCGAACUUAAUCAGCAGAUUGCAGCUCUCUUAAAUGCUGGUGAUGAAGAAGACCUGGUGGAACUGAAGUCGCUGCAGCAACAACUUAGUGAUGUUUGUUACCGGCAGGCCAGUCAGCUGGAGUUUAGACAAAACCUCUUACAAGCAGCUCUAGAGUUUCAUGGCGUUGCCCAAGAUUUGUCUCAGCAGUUGGAUGGCUUAUUAGGGAUGUUGUGCGCAGAUGUAGCACCAGCUGAUGGAGCGUCAAUUCAGCAAACUUUAAAACUGCUUGAAGAGAAGCUGAAAAGUGUUGAUGUAGGAUUGCAAGGUCUGCGUGAAAAAGGUCAAGGUCUUCUGGAUCAGAUCUCCAAUCAGGCAUCCUGGGCAUAUGGGAAAGAUGUAACCAUUGAAAAUAAAGAAAAUGUGGACCACAUACAAGGAGUGAUGGAAGAUAUGCAGCUAAGGAAACAAAGAUGUGAAGACAUGGUAGAUGUGCGAAGGUUAAAAAUGCUCCAGAUGGUGCAGUUGUUUAAAUGUGAAGAGGAUGCUGCCCAGGCAGUAGAAUGGCUAAGUGAACUUCUGGACGCUCUGCUUAAGACGCACAUCAGACUGGGUGAUGACACUCAGGAAACCCAAGUUUUACUGGAAAAGCAUAGAAAAUUUGUCGACGUCGCACAGAGCACUUACGACUACGGAAGGCAGUUGCUACAAGCCACAGUGGUGUUGUGCCAGUCUUUGCGCUGUACUUCUCGGUCAUCUGGGGACACGCUUCCUCGCCUGAACAGAGUAUGGAAACAGUUCACAAUAGCAUCUGAAGAGAGAGUACAUAGGUUGGAGAUGGCUGUUGCAUUUCACUCAAAUGCUGAAAAGGUUCUGCAAGAGUGCCCAGAAGAGCCUGAAGCUAUUAAUGAUGAGGAGCAAUUUGAUGAAAUUGAAGCAGUUGGGAAAUCACUUUUGGACAGAUUAACCGUUCCUGUCAUUUACCCUGAUGGAACUGAACAGUAUUUUGGGAGUCCAAGUGACAUGGCCUCAACUGCAGAACAUAUCAGAGACAGGAUGAAACUAGUUGGUCUCAAAAGGCAACAGCUGAGACUUCCUGAAAUGUUGACCACAGAGAGCUAAUAGCGACUAGACUCCCAAGACCUCCAGUUCAUAACCCCGCAUGUUGACGGCAAACUACGACUGCAGUAGCCACAACACGUUAAGAUGCAUUUCACAAGCAGGAUAAACCUCAUUUCGUCCUCUUACACAUUUCUCUCUACAUAGUAAUACCUUGCAACUACCAAGGCAUGCUUUAUGAUCAUCGAUUCCAAGUAUCUUAAAAGAAGGAACUGUAAACAUUGCACUGAAACUUGCUUUAAAGCUUUACCUGACCUGUCAGUUUGUAGGUGAACAAACUGAUGAGAAGCUUUGAUUGGUGCUAAUAAGAGUUUAGGAGUUCAAUAUAAAAAAAAAAGUGGUUGCCCUUCAUUCCCAGGCGAGGUAGUAAAUUUAGACUGUAGUUAACCUGUUACUGGGAGACAACAAUGUCCUCAAAUUUUUGCUUUGUAAUUCUUUAAAAUUAUUUUUAUUGUUUCACUAUGAAGAAAACCCUUCAGAUCUUUGAUAUAUUCAUUAAAAGACACUUUCCUACUUAUAUGGAUAAUGUAUUAAAGGUUGUUUGUGCUUAAUAAAAAAAUAUCCCUCUGAAACAUUUUAUUUAAUUUGGUGGCUAUAUCCAGUUUCCAGAGUUGAGUGCCUUAUUUAAAAGGGCAUUCUUAGAGUUGUGAAGAUAAUAUAAUAUUUGUUUUUUAUUUCAUGUUGUUUGCAUGUGUUUUAGCCAGGAAAUUCAUAUGUAAGCAUGUGUAUAUAUUAAAUAGGCAUGUUUUAUAAUGAAAAAAGUUGUGAAGAAUAAAUUAGAUCUUUAAGAACUUGUGAAUAAUGGAAUACUAUUUCUAACUUUUGUCUUCAACUUGAACAUUAUGCAAAUUAUUAACUAACCUAAAAAUACUUUGUCUUUGGGAGAAGAGGGCUAGAGAUGAAGGCAUACAUAAUUACUUACAUGUAAUCCUCUGUAUGAGAAUAAUCUUCCGGAAACUAAAAUAGCAACUGUUAAUAAGAUUUACUUUAUCAUGAUAGACUAGAUGCUAAAGAAAAUUUCAAGUAGUUAAAAAAACUGUACAACUCUUUUAAAAAUACAAUUUAUAAAAUACUAGUACUUUUUAAGUUUAUAUUGAGUUUAAAUGUUAAAAUACAUAUUUAAUUUCAUGUUAAUUUUUAUUUCAUAAAAUUGUUUUAAAAAUUAAAAAUAAUUUCAUCUUGUGAUCAAUACAAAAUGAUGUGAACAACUGUA